AUGAUGCAACCCCAACACCAGAAGGGUGACGCCCUCAAAGAAUAUAGCGUAGACCUUACAGAACUAGCGAGAAAUGGAAAGCUUGACCCUACGAUUGGCCGAGACGAAGAGAUCAGGAGGACUAUUCAAAUCUUGUCUCGACGGACAAAGUCCAAUCCAGUGCUCAUCGGCCCUCCCGGGGUGGGUAAAACUGCCAUUCUAGAAGGGCUGGCCAGCCGUAUUGUAGCGAAGGAAGUACCAGAGUCACUGCAAAAUAAGCGCGUGCUCUCUAUCGACCUUUCGGCCAUCAUGGCCGGGUCAGGGAUUCGUGGACAAUUUGAGGAGAAAUUUAAGGCGCUCAUUAAGGACAUUGAGGACGAGGCUGGAAAUGUUAUUUGCUUUAUCGACGAAGUCCACAUGCUAUUCAACCUCGGAAAAUCGGAAGGAAGCAUCGACGCCGGCCAGAUGAUCAAGCCUUCACUGGCUCGCGGUCUUCAGCUUGUAGGUGCCACCACUCCCGACGAAUAUCGUAAGACGAUCGGUAAAGACGCGGCGCUGGAGCGACGAUUCCAGCCAGUACAGAUCGACGAGCCAACUGUAGAGGCAACAAUAUCAAUUCUGCGAGGAUUGAAGCCUCGGUACGAGGUGCACCACGGUGUAGGCAUCGCGGAUGCGGCGUUGGUAACGGCAGCGGUGUACAGCGCACGAUACAUCUCUGAGCGGUUUUUGCCUGACAAGGCGAUUGACCUGGUGGACGAAGCGGCGUCGGCGCUGCGGCUGGCGCAGGAGUCGAAACCGGAUGAACUAGACGCGCUGGACCGGGAGAUUGUUACGCUUGAGAUUGAGCGCGAGAGUUUACGGAACGAGGCGGACGUAUUCAGUGUCGAGAGAAGGAAGAAGGUCGAGGAAACCUUAAGUGAGAAGCGUACAGAGGCGGAGCGGUUGACAGAAAUUUGGCAAGCUGAGCGUGCGCGCCUCCAGCGUCUGAAAGACUUAAAGCAGCAACUUGAAGAUGCAAAGUAUGAACUCGAGGUCGCCCAAAGGCAAGGCCACUAUGAACGUGCAUCGCAGCUGCGGUUCUCCGUCAUCCCUGACUUGGAGCAUCAACUACCAACGGAGACCGAGCGGACUGAUGGUGAAGAGGAUGAAGGACCACUGUCAAUGCUGCACGAUCGUGUCACGGCUGCGGAUAUCUCACGAGUUAUCGCUAAAGCAACGGGUAUUCCUGUACAGAAUUUAUUGAAGGGCGAGCGAGAGAAGCUUGUACACAUGGAAGAUACCCUCCGCCAGCGCGUUGUUGGCCAAGACCACGUUGUUACGGCCGUCAGUGACGCUGUCCGAAUAUCGCGCGCGGGUCUGCAGCCACCGAAUCGUCCGGUCGCCUCUUUCCUGUUUUUGGGACCGACUGGCGUCGGCAAGACAGAGUUGUGCAAAGCGUUGGCCGCAUUCCUCUUCAACGACGAACAGCGUGGCUUAAUCAAUAUUAACAUGUCAGAGUAUCACGACCGACAUACAAUAUCCCGUCUGAUCGGUGCCGCUCCGGGUUAUGUUGGUUUUGAGGAAGGCGGUCAGCUCACGGAAGCGGUUCGGCGUAAGCCGUAUGCUGUGAUUCUACUUGAUGAGCUGGAGAAAGCACAUAAGGAUGUUGCAAUGAUUCUGUUGCAAAUUCUUGAUGAGGGCAGCAUAACUGAUUCACAAGGUCGCAAAGUUGACUUCAAGAACACGAUCAUCUGCUUGACGAGCAAUUUGGGAAGCGACAUUCUCGCCCACAAGUCAGCGUCUGAUAAGAACGGCGUAGUCACUACUGAAGCACGGGAAGAAGUUUUUGAACGCACUAGCGAAUAUUUUCCACCGGAACUUCUCAACCGGCUGGAUUCAAUGCUCGUCUUCAACAAGCUAUCACCAGAUUCUAUUCUCAAGGUGGUGGACCUGCGCUUGGACGAUGUUGCCGAUCGGCUGAAGGCUCGUCGGAUAACUAUCAAUGUUGAUGCGGCUGCUCGGAAUUGGCUGGCAGAGCAGGGGUAUUCAGAGCUCUAUGGCGCGCGCGCUAUCGCCCGUAUUGUCAGAACCAAGGUGCUGUUCCCACUAGCACAGAAGAUGCUGAACGGCACGAUCAGGGACGGUGAUAUUGUAUCCAUCCGUGUUAGUGCGGAUGGCCAGUAUCUGGACAUCAAAGACAACCACGAUCCCGACAGUUCCGUUAUCUCUUCCAAACCAAUCAACGCUCUUACUGAUGAUUAA
Sparassis crispa is the source of this 2220-nucleotide messenger RNA. RefSeq names its product Heat shock protein 78, mitochondrial. Gene Ontology annotation, molecular function: ATP hydrolysis activity; ATP binding. The coding region runs from base 1 to 2220 and encodes 739 amino acids. Gene Ontology annotation, cellular component: mitochondrial matrix; cytoplasm. The record is from RefSeq and is a predicted model, not a curated record. The transcript has 20 exons. Lineage: Eukaryota; Fungi; Basidiomycota; Agaricomycetes; Polyporales; Sparassidaceae. Gene Ontology annotation, biological process: cellular response to heat.